AUGAGUACUACAGAGAGGCAGUCUGAAGAUCUGGGCUUAGACCAGUCCAGCCAACUCGAAAAGCAGGAUGCGGUUGACUGGGAUGGUCCUGACGACCCCGCCAAUCCGCUCAACUGGUCCCAGGCGAAGAAGAACAUGCACGUCAUUUUCGUGAGCGUUUUUACGCUCUAUGCAAAUCUAGCAGCCACGAUGUUUGCUCCUGGGGCCGAGCAAUUGAUAUCUGAAUUCCACAUCGCCAACUCAACCAUCGAAGCCAUGACAGUCAGCAUCUACGUCUUAGGAUUUGCCGUCGGCCCUUUGAUCUUAGCACCCUUAUCGGAACUGUACGGUCGUCUGGUUAUAUACCACAUUUGCAAUAUUUUCUACUUUGCAUUCACCGCUGGUUGCGCCUUUAGCACGAAUGUGUCCAUGUUCCUCGUCUUCCGAUUCAUCUGUGGUUGUGCGGCAUCGGGACCCAUGAGUAUUGGAGGCGGAACAGUUGCAGAUGUAACUUUGCCAGAGGAUAGGGGGAAGGCUAUGGCCCUGUUUGCCGUGGGACCCCUGUUAGGACCGGUAAUUGGGCCAGUUAUUGGUGGCUUUGUGGCGGAGACGAUUGGCUGGCGAUGGACGUUCCGAAUUAUCUUAAUCAUGUCCGGCGUGUUCAGUAUCAUCUCUCUGAUCUUUCUGCGAGAAACGAACGCGAAGGUUCUGCUGCAGCGAAAGGCAGCGAACGUGCCAGAAAAAUCAACCACAGCAGCGGCUCCCUUAGACAGAGAGAGCCCGGGAAAGAUGCUCCGUGGCGCCAUCAUAAGACCCGCCAAGAUGUUGAUAUUCUCGCCGAUUGUACUGUUAAUCUCUCUUUACAGCGGCACACUGUUCGGUGUUAUUUUCCUUCUUUUCACCACCCUCCCGACCCUCUUCGAGUCACAAUACCACUUCGAUAUCGGAGUUGCUGGUCUGGCCUAUCUAGGCCUUGGACUAGGCAUGAUCAUCGGUCUAGUACUGUUCGCCGUUCUCAGUGAUAAACUUCUUGGCCAGAAGCGAGGUGGUACAGUCACCCGACCUGAAGAGCGACUGAUUCUGAUGAAAUGGUUUGCACCAAUCACCCCGGUGGGAUGUUUUAUCUACGGAUGGAGCGCAUACUAUCAUGUCCACUGGAUGGUUCCUAUUGUGGGUACUUUUGUGAUCGGACUUGGAGCUUUGUUCAUCGUCAUGCCAGCUCAGGUCUACUUGGUGGAUUGCUUCGGGGCUGAAGCAGCGGCGUCGGCCUUGGCCGCGAAUCUCGUUGUCCGAAGCCCCUUUGGAGCCUUUCUUGCACUCGCUGCCUCGCCUAUGUAUGAAAAGUUAGGCCUUGGGUGGGGAAAUAGCAUCCUUGGCUUUAUUUGUCUGGCGUUCACCCCGGUACCUUGGCUGUUUUACCGCUAUGGUGAAUAUUUACGUACUCACUUCACCAUCACCCUUUGA
Penicillium hordei is the source of this 1443-nucleotide messenger RNA. Its product is annotated as MFS transporter. The coding region runs from base 1 to 1443 and encodes 480 amino acids. Gene Ontology annotation, biological process: transmembrane transport. The record is from RefSeq and is a predicted model, not a curated record. Gene Ontology annotation, molecular function: transmembrane transporter activity. The transcript has 4 exons. NCBI's taxonomy places the organism in Eukaryota, Fungi, Ascomycota, Eurotiomycetes, Eurotiales, Aspergillaceae.